Messenger RNA from Micropterus dolomieu (smallmouth bass), 2976 nucleotides. RefSeq names its product discs large homolog 1-like protein. The record is from RefSeq and is a predicted model, not a curated record. The transcript has 17 exons. Gene Ontology annotation, biological process: neurotransmitter receptor localization to postsynaptic specialization membrane; chemical synaptic transmission. Gene Ontology annotation, molecular function: kinase binding. Gene Ontology annotation, cellular component: neuromuscular junction; neuron projection; postsynaptic density membrane. The coding region runs from base 855 to 2948 and encodes 697 amino acids. NCBI's taxonomy places the organism in Eukaryota, Metazoa, Chordata, Actinopteri, Centrarchiformes, Centrarchidae.
GUGCAGGAGGAGGAGGAGGAGGAGAAGGGAGAAGAAGAAGAAAAGAGGAGAAGAAGGAGGAAAAAAGAGGAAGUGGAAGGAAAAAGAGAGGAGGGAUUUGCACUGAGGGGAACUUUGACACGAAUGCACAACGCAGGCAGUGUGUGGCGCUUGGAAUAACACACAAGUGUGCGUGCCAGUGCGGGAUAAACCAGUCCGGGCUUGGCACGGAUUGAGUUUAGGUGUGCCACCAGGCUGGACUUUGAAGUUAUUAAAAUCGUGGAAUAACACGCCGCAGCUCCGGAGCUGAUCAUUUCCCUGCACCGCAGCAGCAGCAGCAGCAGCUCCUGCCUGCGCGGAAACUGGGUGUUUUUUUGCAUGGAGUUUGGCGCACGGGCAGGUCCCAGCUGGUGAACGCUGCAUUUCGACACUUUCCACCUUCCGUCACAGCGGUCAGCCAGCGCGGUGCACGCCGGGGCAGGGAGCCUCUGUGUCGGGGAGCUACAGCACGGAGUGUCGGCAAACGGACGGCGCUUUUUUUUUCUGGAUCUUACUCGCUUUCUGUGGUUUUACUUUUUUAACCCGGGUGUCCUGUCUGGGCUUUUAUUAGUUGCCCCCGCAGUGUUGUUAUGUUCGUGCCGGCUGCCCCUGACAGUUAGUUUGCAGGUUUGUUUCUGCUCGGAGGGGAACUUGCUGUCGUCGUGGAGGGAUUUUUCCUCUUCUUCAGCCCCGACUUGGAGCCGUGACAGCGGGCUUUAACUGGCGGAAUAAUCAAUAAAAAGGAAGCCCCCCCCCUCCUCCUCCUCCUCCCUGUCCUGCGUGAGGAGUGUAUGAGGCUAACACAGAAGUAGCUGCGUGCCGAGCCGAGCCAGACCAUGCCAGUCAGAAAGAAAGAUGCACAGCGAGCCCUGCUGCUGCUGGAGGAGUACCGGGCCAAGCUGCAGCACGCCGAGGACCGGCAGCUCCGACACUCCAUCCAGAGGGUCAUCGACAUCUUCCAGAGCAACCUCUUCCAGGCUCUCAUAGAUAUCCAGGAAUUUUACGAAGUGACCUUAUUGGACAGUCAGAGAUGGGUGGAGUCGCCCAAGGCGGCGGACCCCAUGGCGCCCGUCAACCUGUGGGACUUCUCCAGCCUUCAAAGCGCAACGGUGACUUCGGACACUCUGCCCAGCCUUAGCACCAGCAUCGAGAAGUACAGGCACCACGAUGAGGACUCGUCCCCCCAGGACCAGAGCUCCCCACAGCUGACGGAGGAGGCAGGGGCGGCGGAGCUGGUCCAGGUAGCAGAGAAAAACCUUUCCCAGAUCGAAAAUGUGCACGGAUACGUCACCCACGCUCACAUCUCACCCAUGAAGGUAGCGUCUCUGGAGUGCAUCUUUGACGGCUCUUCAGUGUUAGGACAGCACCUCCCGGAGCUCCCCUCCCCUACGCCCUCCACUCUCUAUCCCCACGGCGAGGACAGCCCCCUCCCCUCCUGCUCCUCCAACCCCUACCCCCCGAUCCAGGCCAAUCCUCCCCCCGUGGUGGUCAACGCAGACAGCCUGGACACGCCUCCGUAUGUGAACGGGACGGAGGCUGAUUAUGAGUACGAGGAGAUCACGCUGGAGAGGGGGAACUCAGGACUGGGCUUCAGCAUCGCGGGCGGCACAGACAACCCCCACAUCGGUGAAGACCCCAGCAUCUUCAUCACCAAAGUGAUACCUGGAGGAGCCGCUGCCCAGGACGGACGGCUCAGGGUCAACGACGUCAUCCUGAGAGUCAACGAGGUGGACGUCCGGGACGUGACCCACAGCCGGGCCGUGGAGGCUCUGAAGGAGGCCGGAUCGCUGGUCCGACUCUACGUCCGCCGGAGGAAACCCGUCUCUGAGAAAGUGAUGGAGAUCAAGCUGGUGAAAGGACCCAAAGGUCUGGGCUUCAGUAUAGCAGGCGGAGUGGGGAACCAGCACAUCCCGGGCGACAACAGCAUCUACGUGACCAAGAUCAUCGAAGGAGGAACCGCACAUAAAGACGGGAGGCUGCAGAUCGGAGACAAACUGCUGGCUGUGAACAGUGCUUGCCUGGAGGAGGUGAGCCACGAACACGCCGUCACCGCCUUGAAAAACACUCCGGACGUGGUCUACCUAAAAGUGGCUAAACCCAACAGUGUCUUCAUGAACGACAGCUUCGCCCCGCCCGACCUCACCAACUCAUACUCCCAGCACAUGGAGAACCAUAUCAGCCCCCCCAACUUCCUGGCUCAGACCCUCCCCCCGCCAGCGUCUUCGGGACGCUACUCCCCGACGCCGAAGAGCAUGCUGGGAGAAGACGACGUCACACGGGAGCCCAGGAAGGUGGUGCUGCACAGAGGAGCGACGGGACUGGGCUUCAACAUCGUGGGCGGGGAGGACGGAGAGGGCAUCUUCAUCUCCUUCAUCCUCGCUGGAGGACCGGCCGACCUCUGUGGGGAGCUGAGGAAAGGAGACCGACUCGUCUCCGUCAACGGGGUGGACCUCCGGAACGCCACUCACGAACAGGCCGCCGCCGCCCUGAAGAACGCCGGGCAGACGGUGACCAUCAUCGCCCACUACAGACCAGAGGAGUACAGUCGGUUCGAGGCGAAGAUCCACGACCUGAGGGAGCAGAUGAUGAACAGCAGCAUCAGUUCUGGAUCCGGAUCUUUGCGGACGAGUCAGAAGAGGUCGCUGUACGUCAGAGCGCUGUUUGACUACGAUAAGACCAGAGACUCCGGGCUGCCCAGCCAGGGGCUCAACUUUAAGUUCGGAGACAUCCUCCACGUGGUGAACGCCUCCGACGACGAGUGGUGGCAGGCCAGACAGCUGACGUCACAGGGGGAGGUGGAGGAGGUCGGAGUGAUCCCCAGCAAGAGACGGGUUGAGAAGAAGGAGAGGGCGAGAUUAAAGACGGUGAAGUUCAACGCGAAGUCUCGAGACAGAGGGGUGAGUGUUCUGCAGAAGCAGCAGUGUUUGUAGAUAUAAUACAGGAAGUAACAACUUAUCC